This is a messenger RNA of Lasiosphaeria miniovina, 2047 nucleotides long. RefSeq names its product WD40-repeat-containing domain protein. The record is from RefSeq and is a predicted model, not a curated record. Gene Ontology annotation, cellular component: nucleolus. Lineage: Eukaryota; Fungi; Ascomycota; Sordariomycetes; Sordariales; Lasiosphaeriaceae. The transcript is spliced from 7 exons. Bases 471 to 2024 code for a protein of 517 amino acids. Gene Ontology annotation, molecular function: protein binding. Gene Ontology annotation, biological process: ribosomal large subunit assembly.
GAUAAAGUUCAGUGGCGUGGUUGGGCGAACGCUCCUUAAACCGCCUUGCACGCUAUCCAACAAGGGCUAGGCCCUGAUCGAUAAGGCCCUGAUCGAUAAAUUCGCUGAGAUUCGGUUAGCUAGUCGGAGGGGUAACUUUUUUACUGCCGUAGUAAACCGCCUGCCUCAUUGGACAGCUGCCCCUCUUUACCGCCUACGCUAGUCCCCAAGUAGCCUACGGCGUAUUCUUCUCGUUAAAAAAUCCUUAUCGGCCCCUCUAGAUCGUCAUCGCCCGCCCUAUGCCCGCCUGUCAAGGUAGCGCAGAUUCUGCACCUUCUCACCGCUAAAAUUUUCUGCAGCUGGGGCAAGCAGCGCAGUGAUUUCGCAGAUUGAGGGGCUACGCUCCCCGCCAAUUCCUAGCACCACUACGACGACGCUGCGCCCUUCUCCGACAGCCACGAAUCCGUCCCCGAUUGCUACUGCCCUCCCAGAUGGCGACCGUACUACCGCCGCCCUCGAAGCGGCAGCGGAGAGAGGAGCUCGAGCGUACGCAGACGCAGCAGGAUGUCGCUCCCCUGCUCGCCCCCGAGCUGGGCUCCUUCAAGGCCAACUUUGUCGACAGCGACGGCAACCAGAUGACCGAGGUCAUUGAAAUCAACUUUGAAGACGCAUCCGAGAAGAACAUAUCCGUGCUGCUCAACACGCUGCUGGAGAGGGAUCGCGAAGACUUCACCCCCUACCGCUUCCGCAUUCACAUCCCCGGCAAGGACAUUAUCGUCGACCAGUACCCCGCCGACCUCCUAGGCCUCCUCCAAAAACAUGGCGUGGAGAACCCAUUCGAAACCACCAUUACCCUGAGUGCAGAGCCCCAGUCCGUCUUCAAAGUCCAGGCCGUCUCGCGGCUGGCGCAUCGCAUCCCAGGCCACGGGCAGCCCAUACUUGCCUGCCAGUUCUCCCCGAACUCGUCUAGCAGGCUCGCUACAGGAAGCGGCGACAACACGGCCAGAAUCUGGGACACAGACACUGGCACGCCGAAGCACACACUCAAGGGCCAUACCGGCUGGGUACUGGGAGUCAGCUGGAGCCCCGAUGGCGAGCGCCUGGCCACCUGCAGCAUGGACAAGACAGUGAGGAUAUGGGACCCCGAGACCGGCAAGCCCUCUGGCUCGGACUUCAAAGGCCACGCCAAAUGGGUGCUCGCCAUGGCGUGGGAGCCGUACCACUUAUGGCGCGAUGACACCCCUCGGCUUGCUAGCGCAAGCAAAGACGGAUCGUGCCGCAUCUGGGUCGUGAACACGGGCCGAACAGAGCACGUCCUCAGUGGCCACAAGGGCUCGGUCGGCUCUGUGAGAUGGGGCGGAACCGGCCUGAUCUACACAGGGUCGCACGACAAGACCAUCCGCGUCUGGGAUUCCGUGAGCGGCACCCUUGUGCACACUCUGAUCUCCCACGCCCACUGGAUCAACCAUAUCGCCCUCUCGAGCGACCACGUGCUCAGAACCGGGUACUUCGACCACACCAAGGAUGUGCCCGACACCGAAGAGGGCAGGAGAGCCAAGGCCAAGGAGCGGUUCGAGAACGCGGCCAAGAUCAACGGCAAGGUAGCAGAGCGCCUUGUUUCUGCGAGCGACGACUUCACCAUGUACUUGUGGGAUCCCACCAACAACGGCACGAAGCCCGUUGCGAGGCUCUUGGGACACCAGAACAAGGUCAACCAAGUCCAGUUCUCGCCAGACGGGACACUGAUUGCGAGUGCCGGGUGGGACAACUCGACAAAGAUGUGGAACGCGAGGGACGGCAAGUUUCUCAAGAGCUUGCGGGGCCACGUUGCGCCGGUUUACCAGUGCGGGUGGUCUGCCGACAGCCGGCUGCUCGUGACGGCAAGCAAGGACUGCACGCUGAAAGUAUGGAACGUGCGCACCGGGAGUCUUGCUAUGGACCUUCCCGGACAUGAAGACGAGGUCUACGCCGUCGACUGGGCAGCGGACGGCAAGAUGGUCGGUUCAGGCGGGAAGGACAAGGCCGUCAGGACGUGGAGAAAUUAAAAAAAAAAAAAAAAAAAAAAAAA